GUUUACUCCCACGGCCACAAGUCAAGCACUGAUCAGCGGUGCAUCAUGGACAUUCCACCCACCGAACACGUCUUGCGCGCCCACCACGUCGGCCUACUGACACUUUUCUCACUUACGUUCAAAGAGUUCGAGGGAAAGCUACCGCCUGCCUUUCUGCUGCACAUAUACCGGCUUCUGUUGAACGAGGUUUCCGAGGUGGCCCCGCCGAAGUCGUUCACCGAGCUUCAGAUGGACCUUCUUUCAGCGAGCAAGGCGGAGCUCCAGAUCUCUCGCCGCUUGAUAGCGGGUUUCGAUGCUUGGAGGGAUGGUUUAGCAACGGCUGAGCGGCUGGCUCAGUUUCUCUCCGCAUUGCCGAAUCUGUUUCAAGAGAAGGUUGAGGGCGAAGAGGAAAUUCCACCUACCUUGCAACGACGCUCAAUCUUCGGUUACUUCUGUCGGCGGUGCCAUGCAAGCUACCUGAAGCUUACGUUCUACGGCGUGGGGAAGCUUCAGAAGGACUAUCAAUCGUGGUGUCGGGGAGUGGAUCCGGUCGAGAUCAAGUUUCCAGCUGCCAAGGAUCAGUUGCAGAGCCACAUCUAUAACUACAGAACGAUGGCGGACAAAGUAGUCUGGGCACGACCUGACUCCUACGACACUUUCAACAAAGCGAUGGCCACAGGGAACGAGAGUGUAGCUGUCGAAAAUCUCCGUCGGUUCUUCGAGCAACAUUUCCAUGAAAACAAUGAUUCUGGUUUUCGGCAGCAUGCGUUGCUGAAUCUCGUGCGAAUGCAUUAUGUGCGCCAGGAAUAUGUUGCUGCUCGCAAGUUACUGCACGAAGCAAUUGCAAUCGCCCGACUGAACAACGACAGGGUAACCUUGCAGCACUGCACAAGUCUACUACAUCGCCUGCCACCCACAAUUCCGCGUAAGCGGCCGACCCUGAAUGAAACACAACCAGACUUGCAUCCCAUGGAGAUUCUGUACGACGUUUCAAAGCUGAUGGACGAGGAGAAUGGGCAGCCUCUGAGCGCAUCGUUUGCGAGAAUAGUGGAGGGGGUCGGGUUGUAUGACCACUGGUUUGACACACAACCUAUUCCACCGGCUGACACCGAACAAUGGGCUCAGCAUGCUGUGCAGUCUGUUCUCUGGACCGCAGCUGGCUGUCCCGGUCUUGCUGCGUUGGAGGAAGAUCUCGUCAUCGCUUUCACGGACGAAGGCGGCAGUGAUAAUAACCGGACGACUGUGAUGCUAAACAAGCUGUACCGGCAUGCCAGGUCUGGGUACUACGAUCAGGCUUUGUCAGCCUUGCUACAUCCCAGCAUGUGGCGCGGCCUCUCCCUCAUAGAUUAUGGACUAUGGGCACAGGAAAUAUGGCAUAUCCUUGUUUUGAGAGCGACCCGGCGAGGACAAGAUCGCGCUUACCGAGAGAUCCUUUUACCGAGAAGACCUCCUGGGGAAUACAAGCCCAGGACGUACACGCUUGUCCCUGCGGGCCCCAAGCUUUCCAAAAUACAGCAGCCUCUCUGGGAGGUCAUCCAGAUGAAGCAAUGCGAUCAAGCUACGAGCACCAUGGAUGAUCUGCUGACGGCGCUAUGGCACUCUGAAUUUCUGGGUCGGCUCAGUUCAUACAGGACAGGUAUUAUUCUGUUGGCGGACGUGUCUCUCGAAUUUGGCAUGUCUCAAAGGUCAUGCAACAUACUACAAGACAUCAUGCCCCAAUUGAUCGCAGGGUUCGAUACAGAAUUACGAGCACUGGCAUGUUUUACAUUGGCUCGUUGCACGAUUGUGGCCGGGGAGACUUCCGCGGAGUCGCUCGAACAAGCUGUCAGAUACCUCACGAUUGCCGAGACUGAUUUCCUCAGCCUAGAGAUGUUUAGCGCAGCCAUGGACGUGCAAUACUUCCUCUCGGUCGUUUACCACAACUUGGAGCAAGACGCAGAUUGUGAUGCGGCAGCCAGGCGGCAUUUCGCGUCUCAGGAGUCAUUGAAGAGUCUGGAAAUCACGCAAGAUGGAUACAUACCAGUGUUGGAGAUUGUACGAGUGGUCGGUGCGGCUUUAGCCAGUCGUCAUGUUCCGGUAUCGUAGUCACGUGGACGUGUGUGUUGUGCUUCGUUGAAGAUUCCGCAUUCAGAACUCGACUUUUGACUUGAGAUCCUUCGACGCUAUCUGAGGGCCCCACCAAUCGAGCAUGGACGGCCCUCCCCCAGUCGAAGAGGACUUUUCUACACUUCCCGUCGCGGAGCGAUUAUCUCACAAGAACUGGAAGGCACGCGUGAGCGGCUAUGAAUCUCUCGUCAAGAUCUUUCAAGCUACCGCAUCGGACACCGAUCCCGCCUUCCGGCCCUAUCUCAGCAACCCUGACCUGCUGAAGAAGAUUGCCAUAGAUGCGAAUGCGGUCGCGCAAGAGAAGGGUGUCGAAUGCCUCGUCGCGUUAGUCAAGUAUGCGGGGGAGUCGGCCGCCAAGACCCGCGAAACGGUUGUGCCCGCCUUGGUAGACAAGUGUUUCGGGUCUACACGAGCGGGUACGAAGGCUCAGGCGAUCGAGCUCGCGCUGCAGUACGUAGAGGUGGAAAAUGGUGGCACGGGAGUUGUGACCGACAUUCUGCCUGGCUUGGCAGCCAAGCAACCCAAGGCGGUUGCUGGAUGCGUGACAGCGCUGAAGGAGGUUAUUCGCUCGUUUGGAGUACAGACUACGCCUCCACCGCCUAUUCUCAAGGCGCUACCGAAGAUAUUCGCGCAUAGCGACAAGACCGUGCGCGCGGAGGGUACCGCAUUGACCCAUAUCCUGUAUCAGUACUUGGGGCCUGGCAUAGAACCAUGGCUCGCAGACCUCAAGCCAGUGCAAGUUAAAGAGCUUAAAGAAGCUUUCGAGUCUAUGGAAGCUGGUGGGACUGGAAAAGGGACCGUCAAACCUGAGCGGAUGACCCGUGCUCAUGCGAGAGAGGUCGAGGCGGCGGGAGAUGCAGGCGAUGAGGGAAGCGGAGAGCCAGAGCAGGCAGAGGAAGAGGAUCCUCGUGCCUUCGCUGAGCCCGUCGAUGUCAAGCUGCCCGGUUCGUUACAUGCCAUGCUUGGAUCAUCAAAGUGGAAGGAACGCAAGGAGAUGUUGGACGACUUGCUCGCACUAAUCAACGCCGCGCCUCGUAUCAAGGACGGCCCAGAAAUGGGAGACCUUGCGAAGGCUUUGGCAGGCCGCAUACAGAGCGACGCCAAUAUCGCCUGUGUGAUGACUGCCGCUGCAUGUAUGGAGGCUCUUGCCAAAGGCAUGAUGAACUCAUUCGGGCGCUAUCGGGAAACGGUCGUCGCGCCGAUGUUGGAACGCAUGAAGGAGAGAAAGGCCACGGUGACGGAUGCGAUAGGAACUGCGCUUGACGCGAUAUUCGCGACUACUACGUUGGCCGAUGUUAUUCCGGAUCUAGGUCCGGCACUCGGAUCGAAGAAUCCACAAGUCAAGGAAGGAACGCUUAAGUUCCUCGGCCGCUGUCUUGCUACCUCGACAUCGCCCGUGCAGCCUGCGCAAAUCAAACCGCUUGCCGAGAGCCUCUCCACUCUGCUUGAAGAUGGAUUCGAAGGUGCACGAAACGAAGCCGCAACAUGCAUGGGAACGUUGAUGAAGAUGGUCGGAGAGCGACCUCUGAACGCCGUGAUGGACGGCCUGGCUGAUGUCCGCAAGGCUAAAGUCAAAGAGGCCUUUGAGAAGGCCACCAUCAAGUGCAAAUCAGGCGCAGCUCCAAAACCGGCGCCCCCGCCCGCUGCUGCCCCGGUCGUGAAGAAGAAGGCGCCAGCGCCGAAAUCUGCACCCCCGCCAGCAACCGAAGAAGCGGCUCCAUCGCCACCGAAAGCUGCAGCCAAACCUCCAGCAGCCAAGCCGCCUGCAAAGAAGCCUCCAGCGGCCGCGGCACCGAAAAAGGCUCCUGCUCCUGCUCAGGCAGCUAAAACGGCGGGCAAAGCAGCAGCGCCAGCAGCCGCAGGAUCUCUCGACACCUUCAAAUACAAGCACACUCCUGAAGAUGCAGAAGGACUUGCUGUCGAGUUGAUCCCAGCGGAGAUGAUGGCUGGCCUCGCCGACUCGAACUGGAAGACGCGCCUGACUGCGUUGGAAGAGAUGAUCACCUGGGUAGAGUCACUAGUAGACGAGAUUGACGCCGAAGUGGUCGUCCGGGCGCUGGCGAAAAAAGGAUGGGCGGAGAAGAAUUUCCAGGUGUCAGCGAAGAUCUAUGCGGUGUGCACUUUGUUGGCCGAGAAGGCGCCGUCUUUUGGGAGGUCGUGUGUUGCGCUCUGUGUCGGGCAUCUUUCAGAAAAGUUGGGCGAUUUGAAGCUGAAGAAACCGGCUGGCGAGACAUUGAUGGCCUUUGCGGAAAAGACUUCGCUGCAGUUUGUUUUGAAUCAAGCAUACGAGCCUCUUUCGAAGCAGAAGGCCCCCAAAGUUCUCGCCGAUGCUGUCGCCUGGAUCAAUUCGGCACUCAUUGAUUUUGGGAUUGCCGGGGUGUCCUUGCGUGGCCUGAUCGACUUUCUCAAGACUGCAUUGGGAAACUCCAAUGCUGCUGUGCGUACCAGCGCGACCAAGACCUUGGUUACUGUCAAGUUGUUUGCGGGAUCCAGCAUCAAGGACCUGCUGGAGGACCUCAAUCCCCAGUUGAUGAACACCAUCACCUCUGAGUUCGACAAGGUCGAAGGAAACCCAGCGCCGGAACCAAGCAGAACAUCGGCCGACCUAGCAAACAUGACGACCACAGCAUCUGGCUCUGCCUCGGCUGUCGGUGCCGGUGAUCCAAUGGAUGAUUUGUUCCCUCGGGUUGAGCUUGAUGGUCUGCUCAAAGGGACGACGAUUCUCGCCGAUGCCAAGAGCGAUUCCUGGAAAACAAAGAAAGAGGCAUUGGAGAACCUGCAAGGCAUUAUGGACCAAGGCAGCAACAAACGACUGAAGCCAAACAUGGGGGAGAUUGGUCAAGUUUUGAAAGCACGAGUGACGGACGCGAAUAAAGCCGUGCAGACACUGGCGCUCGACAUUGUGACGCGAGUUGCGACGGGAAUGGGCAAGCCGUUCGAGAAACACGCGCGACUGCUCGUUGGGCCCAUCGCGACUGUUCUGUCAGAUCAAAAGGCGCCGAUUCGUGCGGCCGCAGUGGCGACAUUAUCGGCGAUUGCGACGGCCUGCGACGGCUUGGAGCCGAUGAUGGCUGGACUGCAUGCUGGGCUGGAAACGUCGAAUCCCAUGCAAAAAGGGACCCUGAUGCAUUGGAUGGCAGAUUGGUUUCGCGAUCACGAGCCCGGGUCCUCGCUUGAUCUGAGCAGUCUAGUGGCAGGCGUGGUCUCUUCUUUGGACGACCGAAACGUCGAUGUCCGCAAGGGGGCUCAGGCUCUGCUCGCUCCGUUGAUCGUUUCUGCCGGUUUUGAUUAUGUGAUGCAUCAGGCCGGCAGCUUAAAGCCUGCCUCGAGAAAUUCAGCCAUACCAUUGAUUCAGGCCGCCCGACCUGCAGAAGCACCCAAGCCAGCCGCAGCUGCUUCCGUCAAGGCCGCCGCUCCCACCAAACCUGCGGCAGUUGCUGCGCCAGCGAGAUCUGCAGCAGUAACGCCUCCACCCGAGUCUCCGACAGCCGCAAAGGUUGUCAGCAAACUUGGAGUGCGCCGCAAACUGCCGCAAGGGAGCAGCCGACCAGAAUCACGUGCAGAGACACCAGUCGAAAGCGCCCCUCCACCAGCUUCGCGAAUGCUGGCAAAGCCUGCGGCGGGCGGUCUCCGCCGGCCUGGUGCCCCGAAAGCCGCUGUGCCGGUGGCAUCUCCGCCACCAGCCGCCAAUCUGGCACUGUCCGGUACCAAUCCAGACACCAAGAAGACGCGACUGGGCAAGGACGUGACGAAAUGGAUCAACGAGAGCGGGCCGACACGUAAGGACCUGGCCGAGUCGCUCCAGAACCAGAUGGAGCCUCAUGCAUCGAAGGAACUGGUAGCUCAGCUGUUCAGCCAUGACCAUAACGCCGUCAACGACCACAUCAACGGACUGGCGACCAUGUGCGAGUUAUAUGCCGACACCGAUCCUGCUGCCGAGGCCGUCUGUCUCGCCAACUUUGAUCUGCCGCUGAAAUACGCCUCGAUCAAAUUGCACGAGCCCCAACCUAACUUGAUCUCCAAGUGUCUUGAGAUGGUGGAAACGGUCGUUGCCUUUCUGCGCCGAGUCGCUUGCCAGCUGACGGACAGCGAGGCUACAUGCUUCAUCCCGACAAUCGUAUACAAGCUGGGAGACGCGAGAGAGCCCGUGCGAGCCCGGGUUCAGCAGAUCAUCCAGGACCUGCCGAAGAUCUAUGCAUACAGCAGAAUGUUCCAGAUCCUGCUCGACCACGGUCUGAAAUCCAAAGUGGCAAAGACACGGCAGGGCGCCCUCGAUGAGAUGGGUGCCAUCCUAAAGAAGUCGGGGAUGGGCGCCUGUGAGCCUUCCAAGGCCUUCCCGAUCAUCGCUGGGAUGAUAUCUGACAAGGACUCGGGCCGAGGGAUAUACCCUCGUUGGGAGAAGGUAUGGUCCCUGGUCGGGCCGCUUCCUGCCAAGGACAAGACCCAGCUCGAGGAGCGGCUUCGCCGGGUGCAGGGUCCAGCCCAGGCAGAACCUGCGCCGCCAGCCCAAGUCGCUCGACUUGCUGCCACUGGCGUGCAAAGACCCGGUUCUCCCGCUGGGAUGAGUCGGAUCGGAGGGCUCAAUCGACCGGCCAGUCCUGCCAACUUCAAACCUUCCCGUCCGGCAUCUCCCGGCCCUUCCAGCUUGCCUCGCGCCGCGUCUCCCGUACGUCGCACUGCCGUGCCUGCCGCCCCGGGGUCCUCUUCCCCCACGACAGGCAUCGCCAGGCCUAAAAGCAUGCUCCCUUCCAGACUCGGCUUGCCUCGCGCCAAGCUGCCUUCUGUCGCUUCCCGUGAUCCCAUCAUGCCUGCUGAAGAGCCACCGGCGCCUGCACCAGCGCCAGCAUCUCGGGUGCCCUCACCGCCACCAGAAGCGACCAACAGCGAUGAUAUCACAGUGACGAUUUCGAGCAUCCUGAGCAGCGAUGCCUCGCGGAGGCCAGAAGCAGGCCCGUCAUCUGCGCAAUACCGAGAGCUGGCAGAACACACCGAAGGACUAAUUGAGACGAUCACGUUGCAAAUGGCCCACAUUUUCGAACGGCCGGACAAUCUGGUUCCAGAGGAGAACUUCCGUCUGGCAAAGCAUCUGAUUCAGACACUGAACACAUUCUGCGACCACGCGUUCCUAGCCGAAUCGCUCACCGUCGAUAUUCUCACGUCGCUGCUGGAAGAGCUGACCCUGAGGCUGCUGGAAACGGACGACAGCCAUAUCAAGAAGGUCAAGGACUUGUCAAGGUUCAUCAACAUGAUUGUGCUAAGGCUGUUUGCCACGGGACGGCGAAUGCCAUCUUCCGGUGCGGCUCUAUUUGCGCUUUUGCUCCAGAUCGUGAAGCCGUUCCCAGGCAAUGGAACACCACCGGACGCAAAGGAAGCUAAAGUCGCCGAACUCGUGCUGAAACCCGGUCGAGCUAUCCCUGCGAUCGAGCACUUUCUGCAGUCUGUGCCGCCCAACGAAUGGCGUGCGAGGGCUACAAAUAAGGUUCCGUGCGGAGACAUGCCUUUGCGGACGAUCAAGGUAUCAUCCAGCACGUGGUUGCAUUCUAUGGUGACGAUGUGUAUGACCUGCUUUCUGCCUCAUUCGAUGAACCAUCGCGACAAUCACUACCCCUAUGUGUAUCGUAUCCUCAACUCGAACACCCGUGCUGCAAACGAAGCAGCGCGGCGGUAA
This is a messenger RNA of Mycena citricolor, 7753 nucleotides long. The record is from the annotation of a GenBank genome assembly. NCBI's taxonomy places the organism in Eukaryota, Fungi, Basidiomycota, Agaricomycetes, Agaricales, Mycenaceae.